CAUCCUUUAAUUAGUAUAAUUAAGCUUUAAAGAAGAAAAAAAUGAUGGGUUCCAAGGCAUUUAUAUUUCUUUGCCUUUUUGUGGCUAUUUGUGCAAUCAUAAGCUCUGAGGUUGUAGCUAGAGAGUUAGCGGAGACUUCAUUGGAAUCAGAUAACAAGAAUGAUGAACACACUGACGGACGCGGCGGAUAUAACGGAUAUAAACCCCCACAUGACGAAUACAACAAUGGAUAUAAACCUCCUGGUGGCGGAUAUAAGCCUCCUGGUAGCGGAUAUAAGCCUCCAGGUGGCGGGUAUAAGCCUCCGAGUCGUGGAUAUAAGCCUCCAGGUGGUGGAUAUAAGCCUCCACAUGGUGAAUAUAAGCCUCCAGGUGGUGGAUAUAAACUCCCACAUGGUGAAUAUAAGCCUCCACAUGGUGGAUAUAAACCUCCAGAUGGCGGAUACAACCCUUCACAUGACGAAUACAAACCACCCAGUGACGGACAUCACCCCCCAGGUGGUGGUGGUGGCGGACAUCACCCCCCACAUGGUGGAUAUAACCCUCCAGGUUUGAGGCCAUGAUUAAGUGACUAGCCAAUUGCCUCACAACAAAGCAUCAUGUGUACUAUUAUAAAACUAUGGUAUACGUACGUAGUGGCAAGAUUAGUACCAGUAAUAUAAUAGUCUUGUUGCUUUUAGACCAGAUUGUUGUAUCAAUAGUAUGAAUAAAACGCAUGAUAUGAAUUGUUGGUCAUAUAAUAUUUUGUUGUACAAUAUAUUAUGUGAUGAAUAUAUUUUCAUAAUGUACGUUUCUUCUUAUUUCA
This is a messenger RNA of Solanum stenotomum, 802 nucleotides long. Its product is annotated as glycine-rich protein DC9.1-like. The transcript is spliced from 2 exons. The record is from RefSeq and is a predicted model, not a curated record. The coding region runs from base 42 to 560 and encodes 172 amino acids. NCBI's taxonomy places the organism in Eukaryota, Viridiplantae, Streptophyta, Magnoliopsida, Solanales, Solanaceae.